AUGUACAUUUCUUUUAUAAUAUUUCCUCUAUUUUUAGUUUAUUUAGGUGUUUUGGAAGGUUUUAUAAUUAACAGAAAUAUUUUUCAUAAUUAUAAUAACUUUUUAUUACUUGCUUCAUCAAAAAAAAAAAAAAAUACCAUUGAAGAAGCACCAAAAAGAAAAAACAAAAAUAUUAAGGAGAAAAAAAAAAAAAAUAAAAUUUUGGAAACUUUGUUGAAAGAAAAAGUAGAGAAAGUUAAGGUGAAUUUAGAUUAUUCUGGAAGUCAAAAUGUUGAUAAAGAAAUAUUAGAAGGAAAAAGAGUUCCAAGAUUAAGAAUAAAAAAAACAAAUAAUCAUAUAUAUGCAACUAUUGUAGAUGAUUAUAAAAGGCAUGUUUUGUGUUUCUCAUGUUCUCACGAUUCAACUUUAUCGCAAAUUUUAGGAACAUAUAGAAAAAAAACAACAAAUCGAAUUAUAAAUAAUGGAAAAACCAUAAAAGCUGCUUGGGAAAUAGGAAAGAUAGUUGCAAAAAAGGCUUUAAACAAAGGCAUUUUUAAAGUUAAAUUUGAUAGAGCUAAUUAUAAAUACGAAGGGAGAGUUGAGGCAUUAGCUGAAGGAGCAAGAGCAGUGGGAUUGUUGUUGUAA
This is a messenger RNA of Plasmodium gallinaceum, 624 nucleotides long. Its product is annotated as apicoplast ribosomal protein L18 precursor, putative. The coding region runs from base 1 to 624 and encodes 207 amino acids. Gene Ontology annotation, biological process: translation. The transcript has 2 exons. Gene Ontology annotation, molecular function: structural constituent of ribosome; 5S rRNA binding. The record is from RefSeq and is a predicted model, not a curated record. Lineage: Eukaryota; Apicomplexa; Aconoidasida; Haemosporida; Plasmodiidae. Gene Ontology annotation, cellular component: ribosome.